AUUUCUAGUUGUAAGUAAAUUCAUUAUAUUUCAUACUGGUUAUCACCACAAGCAUCUUUAGUAAGUUAUGAAUCACGAACAAGGUCAUUAGAUCUGAACUAUUCACACAAAUCCGCAUGCUGUAUAGUAGCAAUGCUAUGUAAUCUUCAUAUCAUAUCAUGCUUGAAACACGCACACAAUAAAUCAGAAAGCAAAGGCUGACAUUUGUAUUAUCGCCAGCUGAGUUCCGUCUCAUUUACUUCUAUAUGGUAGCUCACUUUUGUUACGACAGUGCUGUGAGUAGUACUGUCGAUAAUUUUGUAUUUAUUUUAUAUUUAUUUCAAGGUUACAUUUUCUUUUAUAUUAUUUUCUACGGCAAAAUCUAUGCAUUCACAUAAAAACGUCUAUGAAUUCAUUAGUGAAGUCAAAUUGUUUUCAUUUUUUAACAAAACUCAAAAGAUCAUCAAUAUAACCUAACCAAAGUACAACCAAGAAAAUCAUUUGUAGUGAAUUUACAAGUUAUGUCUCAACUUGAUCAUGCAAUCUAAAUAUUAAUUAUUAACACAACAGAGUAAAUAAGAUUUGAAUAUCUAAUGGAAUGCCAAGUGACAAUCACACACUAGUCAGCCUUACAUACAUUCACAGUUAGAAAAAAUUUCAGAAAGAGUAUUCAACUAUUUCAUCAGUUUCCAAAUUACCUAAUAAGAUACCAAAUAAUUGUGAUCUUCAAUAUUAUUCCAAGCAACAUCAAAAGUGAAAGUGUACUUAUUUUUAUGUUCAGUGUACUUACAUAUGUUAUGCAAUAACCACGUCAAGAUAAAUCCAUCAUCAGCAGGUACUUAGAGAUCAUUUUGGAUCAAUUACCUGUGGAGCUAAUGUCCAGUUCAAUAUUACCAUGGACGCAAGCAAGGCAAAAGUUCAUCCAAAUCCCCGAGAGAAGUCAAACAUUUUAUCAGUGUUAUUCUGGACUUGGACACUUAAGUUAUUCAGAACUGGAUACUCGAAAAUUCUAGGUCCUGCCGAUCUGUUUGACCCAUUGAAAACUGAUCGAUCUGGAGUUCUUGGCGAUCGACUGGAGAAACAAUGGUUCCUGGAAUUAGAAUCUAAGAAGAAGUCAAAAAAGAGGCCGAAUUUUUUAACAACAAUUUUCCGGUGUUUUAUGUGGGAAUACUUUAUCUAUGGCGUUCUUCAUACAUUCAAUGAAUUCAUUUUGAGGUUAGGAACCCCCAUUCUUUUAGGAAGACUUCUGAGAUAUUUUCGAGAAAGUGGUGGAGUGACUUACAAUGAUGCGCUGAUGUAUGCAGGAGGUAUUUGUCUAGCAACAGGAAUCAAUGCAAUUACCAUUAACCAAUCAAUUUUCGGAGCAUUCUACCUGGGUGGUAAAAUAAGAAUAGCUGUUUGUUCAGUAGUUUAUCGCAAGGCGCUAAGAUUAAGCACAACUGCUUUUGGCGACACAGCACCUGGUAAAGUUGUAAAUUUAAUCGCUAAUGAUGUCAAUCGAUUCGAUUUGGUAUCAGUAUUCAUUCAUCACAUGUGGUCUGCCCCCACUUGCAGCACUGAUAAUUGGAUAUUUUUUAUACGUCGAAGCUGGUUACGCUGGCAUACUGGGAAUAGCAGCUGUUUUUGUUGUGGUUCCUAUCCAAUC
Chelonus insularis is the source of this 1624-nucleotide messenger RNA. Its product is annotated as multidrug resistance-associated protein 4-like. Gene Ontology annotation, cellular component: membrane. Gene Ontology annotation, biological process: transmembrane transport. The annotation marks the transcript as partial. The record is from RefSeq and is a predicted model, not a curated record. Gene Ontology annotation, molecular function: ATP binding; ABC-type transporter activity. NCBI's taxonomy places the organism in Eukaryota, Metazoa, Arthropoda, Insecta, Hymenoptera, Braconidae. The transcript is spliced from 5 exons.